AUGAGUCAAAAUCCAGUUCCACUCUCAUCAUCAGCCAAGGAAUACAACAUCAACUCAAUCAGCAAUGCGAACACCUACAAUGUAACACCUAUCACGAUGCCCUCUUCUCUCCCACAUGAAACUAUAUUUUUUGAAAAUUAUAAAAACUAUUCGGGAAAACCUUAUUACAAUUCAAAUAGUAGCAGUGCGGCAAACACUCCUCUCGGAGUGACCAUCAUUAAUCAGGGUGGAUCUGAAUUAAUUUCAAAUUCUGAGGUGUUUAUAAGUGAUUGUCCACUUAUUAAUCAGAGUGUAUUUGUGAAAUGGUUGCAAGGACUGUCCAUUGAAACGACAUCAAAAUAUUUACUUGAAAAACAGCGAUCAUCACACAUGGAAUAUUUUUCAAAAUAUUCCUUCUUCGUUGAUAGUUAUUACCGGCUCAUUACCAAUGAAGUAGCCUAUCAGUACAGGAUAUUUAACGAUUUUCAACCAUAUUUACAAAACCCAUUAUUAUUCAUGAGCUGCAACACAAUUCUCCAAGUUGCUCCCAGCGUAAAGCAUUUACUCAUACAGCAAUAUUUUAACUUUGACGAAAGAGUUUACAGAGAAUUAAUGGGAAAAAAGCUCACUUCAAAACUGAGAAGAGAUUUAGAAGAAAUUAGUGAAAAGUAUGACAUUGAAAUUAUUUCUGUGCGAAGACAAUUUGAUAAUUUAAAAGCUAUCUUUAAAUUUUUCAAAUCUUCAGCAUCAUGUCCAUUAACGGACCUUGUUUCUCUUGAAAAGUCUGACGAUGGUCAGACCAUACUAUCCAAAAUCAUACAAGAAAAAUUCAUUCUUUCCGAACGAUUGGCAGAAAAAUACGCAACACUUGUAUUUAUGACAUAUCAACGAUUUGAAACGUCCAGAAAAUUCAUGAAAGAUUUCAAUUUUCAAGAUCUUUACUUUUUAUGCAGUCAGAUUUUAAAACAUUGGACUUACGAAGCGAGGAGUAUAAAUACAACAAGUUCCAUCAAGCCUCCCACCAUUAACUUUGCCAAUGACCCAUCGAGCCCAAUUAACAUUUCAACAAGUAUUGAGCAAAAUAUACCAGAGGAAGAGCCCAUCACAGUUUUUGACGCUCACCAAAUUGCAUUGGAUUUUAUCAAGUUUAGAGACAUUAAGACCGUUAUUUUCUCUGACAAGACGCGGCUCAAGGAAUAUGUAUCACUAAUUAUCACGCAGCUUUCUAAUGAUAAGGCCUUCUCUGAUGGAAGUUUGGAAAAGAUUGAUGAAAUUAUUGUGGAAAUGUUAAAAACACUAUUGCAAAUUGGACAAGGUCUUAUCAGCGCUAAGGAAGUAAGAGACAUCUUCAUUGAUUUGGUUGAAAAGUUUAUUGAGCCCAUAGAGCGGAUUGGUUUAACAGGUCACCAAUUCUUCCAGUUGUUGGAAGCCAUUAGAGAAUGUUUUCCCAAAAUUUCAACAGUCAAACCACAGCAUAUUCUCAAGUAUAAUCCAACAUUUUCGCAGUACAUGCUCGUGAUUAGAGACAUUUCUGUGUUCAUGUAUAAAAAGUUUAAUCAUUAA
Naegleria fowleri is the source of this 1542-nucleotide messenger RNA. RefSeq lists its product as uncharacterized. The transcript has 4 exons. Bases 1 to 1542 code for a protein of 513 amino acids. NCBI's taxonomy places the organism in Eukaryota, Heterolobosea, Eutetramitea, Acrasida, Naegleriidae. The record is from RefSeq and is a predicted model, not a curated record. Gene Ontology annotation, cellular component: nucleus.